Pyricularia grisea is the source of this 2754-nucleotide messenger RNA. RefSeq lists its product as uncharacterized. The record is from RefSeq and is a predicted model, not a curated record. Bases 322 to 2232 code for a protein of 636 amino acids. Lineage: Eukaryota; Fungi; Ascomycota; Sordariomycetes; Magnaporthales; Pyriculariaceae. The transcript has 3 exons.
CACGUCUCAAACCUUGGAUGCUUUUGCUAUUUGCUAAGACAAGACUGAUACCAAGGGUUCAGCUACGAGCCAUUCACGGCGACGUGACAACAGGGCUUCGAUUGGCUCACGUUCAUCCAACACAAACAAGGAUUUCUUUUUUGCAACGUCGUCGUCAGCUUGCUUUCUCGAGCCUCUUUCGGCGCUCGUGCCACCCAACGGUCUCAGAAGCAGUGUCGGGCAUCACUCGUUGGGUUUGGAUUUUCUUUUAGCCGCCGACACUUUGUACGCCGGAUCCUAUCAGCCCAAAGCUUUGCCGCCUCAUUCCCCGACCGAUGAACAAUGUCCGGAGCCGUGACGGAAACCUCUCCCCUGCUACCGACGGUGUCGGAGCCGACCAAUACCCCGGAAUUCCCUCGUCCCAAUUCCAAGCGAACCGUCACGUUCAAUCCGAACCCUGUCACGCGAACCAUCGAGCCUGAACGACAACCUAUCCGCCGCCGCAUUUCCACAAACAUCGAUGUCGCUCGCGCAUCUGGGCAGAGGUCGCCUGGCGGCUCAGGCCCGCCCACACCCACGAGCUCAAUAAGUACUGGCAGUCUCGCCGGCGCUCCGCCAAUGCUUGUCGCACUCAAUUCUAAACUGCGCCGCCGCAACUCUCACGGGGGUACCCAAGGUUCCAUGCCGGGGUCAAACAACCUACUACCAGCCCCGGGUGGAGCAGGUCUCGUCGCGGGGGCUGGCCACCUGCCCAAGAUUGGGCCUCAACGUAGCACCAAGAAGGCGCAGAAGCUCAAGCUGCUUCCCACGCCCGAAGUCGCCGACGAUGGUGACGAUGACCAGGAUGAGGAGAGUGGACGUGAGGUCUACAGCCAGUACACGCGUAUCAAGGAUCCAAAUGCCCGACGAGACGCCGCCAGGUUGGGAAAGGCCGAUCGCGACCGUCUGCCGCGCGUCACGGCCUAUUGCACCGCCAACAGGUACCAGAUGGAUGGGUUGAUGCACUGGCUAAAAGGGAGCAGGAGUAGAGCAAAGGGAGCAAACCCCAAGCUCGUAGACGAGUGCAUAUAUACGCCGUACCAGUACCGAGAUACGCCGCCGCCGCCUCCGGGGCGUGGCGCCAGAAUUCGCAGGGUUGCCAGUGCUCAGAAUGCUGCCGAUGCUGCAGAGGAUGCCGCGAGGGCUUCUACCAACGCUGGUGGCAUCAUGAGAUCCGAAUCAACCAGUGAAUCACCCGAACCGACUUCUACACAACAGAGGCGGCACUCGACGGGCGAUGUCGAGGCCACACCACCCCGAUUCAGCCAGGACUUGAUAGAUCUAGACCCAGAGCCUAUCUCCGAUGUACAAGAUGGACGACAUGAGGCACGCAUAGAGAACCUCGGAGAAGGAGACCACUCAGAAAUACCAAGCAGCCCACAAGAACGUGAUCACGAUCAUGGCCACGACCAUGGCCACGACCAUGACCAAUCUCCCAGCUCGGCAGACCAUCGGGAUGAAAUGAUCAGCACUCACCAUGAGCCCAUCAACGAGCGACCUGCAGAUUUUGAUAUCGAGGUACACACACCAGAAGUCUUCCUCUUCGACUACGGCGUGGUAGUGAUUUGGGGCAUGACGAUGGCACAGGAGCGAAGGUUUCUAAAAGAAAUCGCCAAAUUCGAGACUGAGAAACUGGCGACCGAGGAGGUCGAGACUGAGCACUUUAACUUUUACUACACCCGCGAGUAUCAGCCCAGGAUAUACAACGACUUUAUCACUCUCCGUGACAAGCACAACUACAUGACCAAGCUGGCCAUUUCACAUGCGCUGGCACAAAGUGUCAAGACUUCUCUUUUCGAGGAGCUCAUCGCUUCCACCGUCGAUACGUGCAAAGACAUUCCGACGCAGAUUGCCCUAACGGGCAAGAUCAAUCUUAGCAGGACACAGAUCAACAUGCAGAUCGGUGAGCUUUUUAUUCUUAGGAUCAGCAUUCACCUCAACGGCUCCGUCCUCGACACCCCAGAGCUUUUCUGGGUCGAACCUCAACUCGAGCCGCUGUACGCCGCUGUCAGGUCCUACCUCGAAAUGGACCAGCGUGUUGGCCUGCUAAACGAACGAUUGGACGUCAUCGCGGACUUGCUUGCCGUGCUCAAAGAUCAACUGAGUCAUGGUCAUGGUGAAAAACUCGAGUGGAUUGUUAUUGUACUGAUUGCAGCUGAAAUCCUCGUUGCUGCUGUUAACAUAGUUGUAGAUUUAUAUGCGGGCGUCGACUAGACCUGCUUGGGAUGGAAUAUCAUCAGGGCGUCCGGUCUUCUUUGUGAACAUUUUCUUUCGGUCUCUUGUCUUAUUGGUUUCUUGUUUCCUUGCGUCUCGUCUCGUCUGUUUUUUUUUCCUUUUGAAUGUUCUCGUCUUUGAAACUGGCGUUUGGGGUCGGAGUUUCUCCUUUGCGUCCAAAUCAUCAACAGCGGUUUACAUGGUCUCAUCGAAGGCUUCAUUUUUACUCACUAUUCACCUUUCUGGGAAUCAUACACAUUGAAAGUACCAGGGCUUGUCUGCGAAGGAUUGGAAUCCGAGGGCUGAAGAAAAUCAAGGGGAUAACAAAAUGAUACAAGCAAGGAUUGCGUCUCGGGGUUCUUCCUUGCCAUCUUAGUGAAGCAUGGGCACUUGUCUAUACAAAUGGCAAAUAUCAUGCAAUGAGAUAUUCUCAAUAAAUAGCACAUCUCAAAUAAUCUAAUAGCCCAUAGAUCGUUGCUGGACUUUUUUUUUUUUUUUUUUUUUUUUUCACGGUCAUCACCC